This is a messenger RNA of Mauremys mutica (yellowpond turtle), 9386 nucleotides long. RefSeq names its product coiled-coil domain containing 171 (gene CCDC171). Lineage: Eukaryota; Metazoa; Chordata; Testudines; Geoemydidae. Bases 390 to 4490 code for a protein of 1366 amino acids. The record is from RefSeq and is a predicted model, not a curated record. The transcript has 28 exons.
GGUGGGACAAGGCCGCCUUGGUGGUGUUACCGGAAGUGGCCGUUGUAAAUUUCUCCUCGAGCUGAGGGCGGGGCGGCGUGGGGUUUUUUGGUCAUCUCUGGGUCCUAACGCCUAGCCCAUCCCAUCGUCCGUUCCCACCUAGCCCGGGCUCCGCUCUUCCUGCCGGCCGGCCGGCCCGGUGCUGCCAGCCACUGCUCCCCGGCAGGGCUGCCCCGCAGAGGCUAUCUGAGGGUCAGAAAAUGACAAGGCAGAGCUGACUUACAGGUUUUAAUAGAUCCAUAUGAUGCAAAGAGAAGAGUUAUCUCUGAAGUGUCUCAGUUUCUGUAAAAGAAUAUAAUUGAAGUUCGUUAUCCAGACACUAUAAAUUAAAAAGUUGGAGAUUUGUCAUCAUGAAUUCUACCCCUCCAAUCAGUUACACUAUUCCUGAAAUCAAACGCCUACACUGUAUCCAGAGUGAGUUGAGGCUACUGCAAAAUAGUAGUCAGUUAGAGCUGGAUGUUACUGAAGAUCUGAGAAGGAAACUUCAUCAAGCCAAAAAAGAAAAACUGGACAUAACCACUAAACAUAACCAAGAUCUGUCCAACUAUGAAAGCCAGAUUGCUAGGUUGCGAUCUGAAGUUGAGAAAGGAGAGGCCAUUCGACAAAGUCUGGAGUAUGAACUUGUCAUUGCCAGAAAAGAUGCUGGUCUUGAAAGAUACUCCGCAGAGGAAAAAUUAUGUGAAGCUAGCAAUCGAUUUCAGCAGCUGCAAGCCAUGAAUGCAGAGCUUCAGCAGAAAUUGGCUGAGACUGAGAAAGUGUUUCAUAUUUCUCAGCAGAAUUGGAAGGAACAGCAGCAAAGACUUACAAAUGACUUAGAGGAGAAAGAUAACAUCCUCAAGACCUGUAAUAGUGAAUAUGAGUUACUUCUGAAGGAGAGGACUAAACUGGAAAACGUUAUACAGGAGACUCUGGAGCAUCACAAGGAGCAGAGGGAUAUGAUGGAAUUGCAAAUCAGAGAGACAGCAGUAAAGGAGUUCAGGUUUCAGUUAGAGCAGUGUGAAGCAGAAAGAAGAGAGUUCCAGUUUAUGUUGCAGGAACGGAACAAUGCACUGCAGAAUAUGCAUAAGAAAAUACAAGAUCUGGAAUUGGAACAUAAUGACUGCACUGACAUUCUCCGGCGACAGGCCAGUGAACUUGAAUACAGUACUGAACGAGAGGAGAGACUUAAAAAAGAUCUUGAGGCAGCUACUGUGAGAGUGAAGAAAUUGGAAGAAAAUAUUGAGGCAGAGAGAGCAGCACAUCUGGAAUCCAAAUUUAAUUCUGAAAUUAUCCAGUUAAGGAUUCGAGACCUUGAAGGAGCUUUGCAGGUAGAAAAAGCCAGCCAAGCAGAAGCUCUUUCUGAUUUGGAAAUGAUCAAGAAAGAGUUCAAAGAGGUGGAAAACGCAUAUGAGAGAGAGAAACGUAAUGCCCAAGAGAGCUUGGAAAAACUCAAUAUAUUCGAAAAAGAGUAUUUUUCUACAAACAAGCAACUAAAUGAAGAGAUUGAGGAAAAGAAGAAAGUAAUUACAGACCUCUCUGAGAGACUCCAGGAUAAUGAAAAAAGUUGCAAAGAAUUACAGGAGGAACUUGCAAAGGCCAAGAAACGCCAGGCCUUCCUAACAGAGAUGUGUGAAAACAACGUGAGAGAACUGGAGUUACUCUUGGACAGCUUUACUAUGUCAAGCCAGCGGACAGCAGGCAGUCACAAGGACAAAGAUAAACCUCCAAGCCUCUCUGUUGUCCUUGAGACUUUGAGGAAUACCUUGACAGAUUACCAGAACAAGCUGGAAGAUACAUCUAAUGAGCUAAAGAAAAUGAAAGCUUCACGUGAGAAGAUGACAAAAGAGAUUGACUCAUCCAAACAAAAAAUAUGGUCUCAAAGUCAAGACCUUAAGGAAGCUCAGGAUAACCUGGCUGAUGCCAAUGAAGAGUUAAAUCAUCUACGCACUAAGUAUGCAGACAGAGAGGCUUUAAUAGGCACUUUAAAAAUGGAACUGCAGAAUGUACUUCACUGCUGGGAGAAAGAGAAAGUCCGUGCCACAGAAUCAGAAAAUGAAAUCCAGAAGCUUACCAGGGCUUACCAGAAGGAUACUGAGGAGAAGCUAACUUUCCUCCAUACUUUAUAUCAGCAUUUGGUAGCAGGCUGUGUGCUUAUAAAACAACCAGAAGGCAUCCUGGAUAAAUUCUCCUGGCCUGAGCUUUGUGCAAUCUUGCAGGAGAAUGUUGAUGCCCUGAUCUUAGACCUCAGCAGGGCUAAUGAGAAGAUAUCUCAUCUAGAAUAUAUUUGCAAGAACAAGUCUGAUACCAUGAGGGAACUUCAACAGACCCAGGAAGACACUUUUAACAAAGUGGCUGAGCAGAUGAAAGCACAGGAAAGCUGUUGGCAGAAACAGAAAAAGGAGUUGGAGCAGCAGUACUCAGGACUCCUUGGGGAAGUUCAUGCAAGGGCACAGAAAUAUCAAGAAACUGCAGAAAAAGCCAAGGAAAGAUGUUCUGUCAUUGAAAAAGCACGAGAGCAGUUGGUCCAUGAAAAUUCACAGUUGAAAAGUAUAUUAAUACAGACACAAAAGGAACAUACAUCUCUGCUGGCUGCCUGUGCACUCAUGAGUGGUGCCUUAUAUCCUCUGUACAGCCGAUUAUGUGCCUUAUCUACACAAAGAGACUUUCUCCAGGAUCAGGUCCACACCUAUGAAGUACUCAAACAGGAAAUUAGGACUCUGGUCUAUGCUAUGUCUGAUGUAGAGGAAAAGAGGCAGGAUGAAGCGAAGAUAAAGAAAAAGCAUUUCAAAGGCAUGAUACAUGUAUUCCGGAAAGGUGUUAUUGCAGUUCUGGCAGCACACAGACUUCAAAUUUUGGGACAGUCAAGUAGCUCUCUUUUCUCCUGGGUAGAUGGUUUCAAAGAAGGCAUAGGAAUCCUAGUUUGCAUAGGAGAGGCCAAGGGGAAACAUAAUCUAUCAAAACACCAAAAGGAACAAAUCCACUGUCUUCAAGCACUCAACUGGUUUACUAGUUCUGACCUUCUUGCUGCAAUAAUCAGUUCCGUGGCUGAAUUACAGGAAGUUGUUAGCAAAACAGAUCCAAAUUCCUGGCUUUGUGGACACUUACUCAUAAGUGCAGCCAGGAAUUCUUUUUCAAAACUCAUGGACAAACUGAAUGUACUAAUGGAGACUAUAGCAGUGGAUAGCAGCAGGACCAUCACAUAUGUAGAGAAGGACUCCUUGGUUCAAAGACUGGCUCGUGGACUUCAUAAAAUAAAUGCACAGGCACUAAAAGCUGGACUAGGUGAUAGAAUACCCAUUACAAAAAGCAUAGCGUCCUUGCAGAAGCAAAUAUUUGAAUUUACACAAAGGCUGCAUACAGCAGAAGUGGAACGCCGUUCACUACGCUUAGAACUCACAGAAUUCAAACGGAAUUUGAAUGAGAUGAAAAAAGAGGCUGACAAAGCCCAGAGCCUGCAAGAGCAAUUAAAUGCAUUUAAGCAAUCUAAAUUGAUCACCCAUGAGAGGUUUGAAAGUGCAUGUGAAGAACUGAAUAAUGCAUUACAUCGAGAGCAGCAGGCACAAAUGCUUUUGAAUGAGCAGGCACAACAGCUACAGGAGUUAAAUUAUAAACUGGAAUUGCACUCAAGUGAAGAAGCGGACAAAAACCAAACCCUAAGUGAAGCUGUAAAGUCUCUCUCCGAGGCAAAGAUGGAGCUGAGAAGAAAAGAUCAAUCUCUGCGUCAGCUCAAUAGACAUCUUACCCAGCUGGAGCAGGACAAGCGUCGACUGGAAGAGAGCAUCCAUGAUGCAGAGAGUGCCCUCCGCAUGGCAGCAAAAGAUAAAGAAUUAAUUGCCAGUCAUAUGAAAUCUGUGGAAGCCACCCUACAGAAGGUCAGAGAUCAGAUCUCGCUGUCACGGACUGCGGCAACCAGGAAUGACUUCACCCUGCAGCUACCCAAACUGCACCUGGAGACCUUUGCAAUGGAAGGGCUGAAGGGCGGGCCAGAGGUUGUAGCAUUUCAGGCUCUGAUUAUAAGUUUUAUGGAUGUCUACCAACUCGCAAGCUCCAGAGUUGCUACACUAGAGAGAGAAAUAGCAUCUCAUCGACAUCACAUUGCAGCCCUGAAAUCAGAACUCCAAACAGCUUGUCUUCGUGAAAAUGAAAGCUUACAAUCACUGUCCGGGCAGAUGUACACCAUUGGACAGGGUCACCAUCAGGCUUUCAAACUGUCUGGUUUCCAGGCUUCUUCACUUGGGAUUUUGGAAACAAAGCACUCAAAAGAAUCACGAGACAGUUCAAACGUCCCCGUGGCUUCAAGAUCAGCACUUCAGCCCGACCAGAGCUGUAUCCCAGAUUUUUUGCCAUUGCAAGCUGAGGCAGAUACAUCUUACAGUUUUAUACACAAUAGACCCCAUUCUCAGUCUUCAUCCUAUUCCUCUGCCCUCAACAUCUCAGCCAGCACCAAAAGAACAAUACAAAAUGGCUUUUAAGACUUUGUAUUAAUUUUAUGAGGAAAAAACUGUAUACAUUUUAAAUGAUGCAAUUAAAAUGAUAUUUUAUUGGGCUAUCUUACUUUUGAAUUGUGCUCUAACGUGUAUUUUUUGGCACUAAUUUUUACAUUUGUUUGAAAACGGUGAGUGUCUGUUCAUACGUCCAUGUUUCUAUACUUCUCACUCCCGGUGUAGUGAAACAGUCCAGUUUUUAGUUUUAUUUAUCACAGUUGCUCAUUUUUAUGUAAUAUAUUUUUAAAUGUUAAAGAGUGACACAUUUUGGGUAAUUUUCUUCAGACUUAAAAAAAAUCAAUAAGCCAUUUUAGUCUCUAUCUAUCAAAGUUGUUUCAUACUUGUCUAUUUUAAAUCAGGACUGCAAUACUUUAAUAGGAUUGAGAGAGCUAUUUGAAAUGUAUGCCAAUGAUUCCUGUCAUUUCAUGGCAGCCCUGCCAUGGUUCACUGAGCCCCCUCUUCUCUCUUGUCAGCUCAACUGAAGACAAGCAUUUAGUUGCAAACUUUAAGCAGGUUGUGCAAAACAGAAAUGAUGUGACUGCUUCUCCUCCUGCACAAUAAUGUCACUCCUGGUCAAUGUGAGAAGGUCAGGUUGCUCCUACAUGAUACCACUUGCCCAUUUGAACAAGUUAAGUUAACUGCUGAAUCUGGUCCCUGCAGGCGUUGAAAACUCAUCCUUUUAUCAAGUCUGCAUUUGAUGAGAAAGUAGAACAAUUGUGCAGGGAGGAUUUCUGAUGACAUGUUUAUGUACUUUAUAAGGACACUUCCCAUACCAGUGUUGCAGGAAAUAUAUUUAGUUUAAGCUGAAAUACUUUAAAGUAAUGGCAGUUUUGACCUUCAAAAUAGACUCCUUUUUUGUUGUUGUUGGUAGGACCCAAGAGUGACGCCCAUCUUUGAUGCUGACAGAAUUUAAAGCAAAGCCAUUGCCCUGCAUUUUCUGCCUUGUAGCACACAAAAGUAAAAUUGUAUGUCAGGCCGAGAUGUCGGGGAGCUGACAAGAUGCCCCAGUGACAUUUCAGCUGGAAAGAGCAAGUGUCUUGCAACCAAGUGGUCAAAUAUCAAAUAAUAGGUCAAGCAGGAAGGAGCUGAGUUCUAACCACAAAGAGGUUUCUGGUAACUUACUUGACAAGCUUUUGGGUGCUUUGUGGCUUGACAAAGUGAUGUUCUGUUGGGUAUCGCUAGACAGACUGUUCUUUAUCGCCUUCAGAAGAUCAGACAUUGACAUUGAUUAAACUCUUUAACCCUUAAAGGUUACAUCCUAGCAUCUUGCAUCAUUGUGAGUGAAGAACAAAAGAAAAUUUAUAAUAUACCAUUUGUUUUUGUAUUAAUCACUGAACUCCCUAGUGCUAUUAACGUUUGAUGUGCUAUGUAGUUUUUGACAAAGAUUGAAUGCAAAAUCUAUAUAUUAGAUUGUUUCUUAUUGUGGACCAGUGAUACAUUAUAAAAAUAACAUUGUGGAAUUUGUCUUUCUUGUACUAUGUUAAAAGUAACAUUUGAUUCUAAGAAUUCUGACUACUGAAAUGUUCUUUAUUUUGCCUGGAAGAUAUUUGCAUACAUAAUACAUACAUUAUAAGAAAAAUCAUGCAAAUUCCCAUUUUCCCUUCUACCAAGGACUCUACUAUCAAUAUUAGGUUAUAGAACCUUGAAACCUACUAGCAAGUUUUCAAGUAUUUUUGAUUUUUCAGGUCCCUUAUUUAUAUGUGCAUCUGCAGGCUUUUUGGUGUAGAUCCACACAAACAUAAUAUUUGAGCUAUUUUUAUUUUCAAAAGUACUGAUACAAAAAGUAAAAAUACUCUUUUCUUUAUGAUGUGUUUGGUUUAGAUCGCUUAAGACAGACUUUUCUAUUUACUUCCUAAGACAGCUUCCCUCCUUCCUAACAAUGACUAUUCCUAGUAAAAGUAUUGAAAAUGCCAUACAUUUUUCUCACAUAUGUAAUGUCAAAGGUCUUUUAUACUUGCAUGUAGAGUGACAUAAUACAUUUCACUGAGCAUUUGUUAUAUCUAUUGUGUACGUGGUUUAUAUGUGUAUGCUUACUUUCAAAAAUAGUACCAUUUGAGAGGUGUCAGUCUGAGAUAUACUGUGCAUACACUUUGGUACACGAACUCAUUAAUGGCUCAAUAAUCAAUAAUCUGGAUCAUCAACAGGAAAAUGCUGCUGCAUUGCUCUUCAGGUUUAUAAAAAACUUUCAUGGCCAAGUGAAAAAUUAUAAAGGAGCAGAGAAGAUCCUGCUUGGGCAGAUCUCACCUAAGAGGGUUUAAAAAAGAGAAGGUGCCUCCAUGGCAUUCCCUUCUUCCCCUCUUUGGGAACACUUUGGAGCCCAUUGUAUUGGGACUCCAUGCAUUUAGAGGCAGUGGGUGGGAGGGGGAAUUGCUCAAGCACGUCCGUCCAUAGCCAAUAUCCUAGGUCUAUCUCAAGCUGAUUGUAGGCAGAAUAUAGGUCAGAAAUGGCCCAGGAUAGUGGUGGAUAAAUGCUUGUUUGCCACCACAACUUUCCUCUAAAAGCUUCAUUCCUACUAUUUGAUUCACUAUUUAUAUGAAACUGCUAGGAGAGAUUAUGAGCCUGUGUGGUCUCAAAUGCUAGCAAUAUGUAGAUGUCACCCCUCCCUUGUUUAUUGUUCGCAUCAUAUGCAAACACCAACACCGCCCAUUUAUCCUGACAUCUGGGUGAGGAGGAGCCGGCUGAAGCAAAAAUGAGGUUAUGCUGGUAGGCACAGGGAAACAUUUUAAAGUGCUUCUCAUCACUGUUCAUAUUUCUUCCAGUUGAGGAUGCUAGUUCCCAAAUCAUUGAAGUAGGAUGUAGCAUAGGAGUCUUUCUGUAUUUCUCGCUGAUGCUAGACUUCACAUAACACUGGCUGGAAAAAAACAACCCAGAGAUUAAAUAAUUAAAACUCCAUAAACCUUGGCUUAAAAGCAGGAGCCUUGGAAAAGGCUACUUGUGCUACUGGUAGUCCAUGUUGCUCUGGAGGCGUGCUGCCACAUUUUAUACAUCGCCUUUAUAAUAUGUACUUACUUACAAAGCCCUCUGAGGUCUGGGCCCAAGAUGUUCAAAAGGACUGCUUCAUUCUUGGGACUUUAACUGCCCUCAAUAGCUCUGUUCCAUGAGAACACUGGAACCUGUCUACCUGGAGCUGGCUCUUUCUCAGAGCUGUUCUGGAACUUUGGAACUUACAUCCACAGGAACAAAGAAUGAUCCCAGACCUCCCCAGUUGCAGGUCUCAAAUGCUAAGCUUGCUUCUUUGAACUUAUUUUCACACAAAGCAACUGGACUCUGAUUACAAUUUACAUAAGGAUAAUUUAUUAUUGUCCUUAUGGAAAUUGCAAUCAUUUACACCCUCACAAUGGAAAGGAACAUUUUAAAUUGUUAAUGUACAUUAUGUAUGUGUAUUCUCUGGCAAUGUGCUCAGGUAGCAUGAUGAUGGGUAUGGUAUAAGAAACUGAUCAGAAAUAUCUUCUGCACUCUAACCCCUCACAUUUUGCAAAGGAUCCAGGUGAUUGCUAAUGGCAGCAUAGCUUCUGCAGCAGCCAUGUGCCUAUGGGGAGGAGCAGCACAGAUGGGUUGACAUUUUCCUACCCAGGAUAGCCCCAGGAUCCAUUUGCUCCCAGACCAUAAAGAAGCAAUUUGAAGGACACUCAGCAAGGCUCAUCUCACAGAAUUUCACAGUCCAUGCAAUUGUAUGCAGGUAUUGCCCUAGAAAGAUGCAAUUUACCCCCGAGUGCUUCUAUGCCAUCUUUUUUUCUGGGUUUUUACGCCCCCCCUUUAUUUAUUUAUAAAUUUACACUUGCCAGUUCAGCACAGGCUUUACUAUAAGUCAAGAUGAUAUAUACUAAUAAUGGGAGUUCUCGCCAAUGCUGGAAAGGACCUUGGAGCUCCUCACCAAGUCAGAUCCUUAAAUAGUGAACUUGAGGUCACUCUCUUGUCUCAAGGGCUCUCAACUCUAAACUUUGUGAAAGCCCUGCCUGAGUAAAUUGAAAUACAUUGUCAUAUGCAACGUCUUCAUGAAUUAGGUCAGUUUGUGCAGUUGAUCACUUGUAUCAGCAGUUGAUCAUGUUGCUAUCCUAUAGUUUACAUUCUGUCAGUGUUUUCCAUAUGAACCUUUAUGUUUAGUGGUAUAACUUAGUACACAGAAAAUUAUUUUAUCUGACUUUUAAAGUAUGAAAUCGCUUCAUAGUUGUCAGUUAUUUAGCUGUAAACAAGCCAGGUGUACUAGAUUUUUUGCACUUUAUGAACUUCUGAAUGUUGAAGCCUUUGUGUGAUAUUUCCAUAUAAAACUGAAGUUUUAUUUACAAGAAUCUGUCUGAUACCCUUUUAAUACCCCAACCCUGCAACAGGAUCUGCACAAGUGAAUCUUUGUAACUGAAUGGAGUUCUGUCGAACUCAGUGCACUUUGCCAUGGAUUCCAGGGUCCUACAUGGAUCUGCUUGCAAUAUCCAGAACCAUGGGGAACAUGGUUCAAGGAAUAUUCUGUUUUAUACAGUGUUAUCUACUGUAGUCAAAGAUCCCAAUUUUUUUUUAAAAAGUUUUAUUACUUUAGUCUUUAAACCAGUUCUUUAUUGGUAGUUCACUGUGACGUUUCUGAAGUUCAUUAGGCUACCAUUUUUUAUUUCAAGUGCUGUAUUACAUAAAAUGGCACAAGAAAAUAAGAAGCUGUGUAGAAAUUCCUUUAGAAUUAGGCAUCUCUCAAGAAGAUGAUUCUAAGAGAGAUGAGUCUGGAUACAGGAGACAAUUUUCAUGUUCCCACUGUUUAUUCACUGCUUGUAUGUUUCCCCCUUCCCCUUGCUUUUCUAUAAUUCUGUGGAAUAGGUGUUAAAUUGGCAUUUUCUGUAUUACAUCUUCAGCAUUUGUGUAGCUCUGUUAUGUCUGUGAUCCAGGGGUGGUUUGUUUGAA